Elaeis guineensis (African oil palm) is the source of this 870-nucleotide messenger RNA. The record is from RefSeq and is a predicted model, not a curated record. Lineage: Eukaryota; Viridiplantae; Streptophyta; Magnoliopsida; Arecales; Arecaceae.
AUGUUUCUGUCUCUCCCCUCCUCAUCCUCGCUCUUCCUCAUUUUCUCUCUCUUCUUCCUCCUCCACCCCCCAUCCGUCGCCGUCAACGAACCCUGCUACCGUCUUACCGGCAACGGCAACUACACAGACUACAACGGCACCUACUACCAACCCCGUUACCAACUUUGCGGCAAGCGCAACUACACAGCCAACAGCACCUAUGAGACCAAUCUCAACCUCCUCCUUCCCUCUCUCGUCUCCAACGCCUCCCUCCCCGGUGGCUACUUCACCACCAUGAUCGGCCAGUCUCCCAACCAGGUCUACGGUCUCGCCAUCUGCCGUGGCGACGUCAACGCCUCCCGGUGCCACUCCUGCCUCGUCACAGCCUCGCAGGACAUCGUCCGCCUCUGCCCCUAUAAGAUCGAAGCUGUCGUCGCCGACGACCCGUGUGUCAUCCUCUACACCAACAUGUGGGAACUACCGCCAAUAAAGGAGUCGGAUGGAGCCGCCAUGUGGACUUGCAAAAACAUAACGACGGACCGUCACCUGUUCGAGAAGCUACGAAACGAGCUUCUGAGUGCUAUAGCCGAUUGGGCCGCAUACAACACGACGAUGAAGUUUGCCACCGGGGAGGUGAAUUUCACAACGGGCUCCCCGACGAUAUACGGCCUGGUGCAGUGCACGCCAGAUAUGUGGGCAAGCCAGUGCCGUCAGUGCCUUCAGGAUACAAUCGAGGAGAUACCGACGACGCUUCAUUGGGCGCAGGGCGGAUGGAUAUUACAAAUGCGCUGCUUUUUAAGAUACGAGCUCAGCACGUUCUUUGACGGGACACCCAUGAUACAGCUUGGUUCCAGAGAGAAAGGUAAGGGAAGUAAGAUCACUCCUUGCUAG